Molecule: messenger RNA, 536 nt
Organism: Hibiscus syriacus
Lineage: Eukaryota; Viridiplantae; Streptophyta; Magnoliopsida; Malvales; Malvaceae
Product: DNA polymerase delta subunit 4-like
Exons: 2
Coding region: 34-405 (123 amino acids)
Biological process (GO): DNA-templated DNA replication; DNA synthesis involved in DNA repair
Cellular component (GO): delta DNA polymerase complex
Molecular function (GO): DNA-directed DNA polymerase activity
Source: RefSeq, a predicted model, not a curated record
GAGAGCUUUGGGAGAGGAGAAGCAUCGACGAUAAUGGCAACAACAUCCAGAAACAUCAAAGUUUUCUACAAGCAAAAGAAGAACACCACCACUUCUACGGCGAAGAAGUCAACCAAAAACCCAUCUCACAAAGACGCCGCCGCUACUUUCGGUUCCGAUAUCACCCAAGCUACGGCCCUUGCUUCUCAUGGCGGUUCGGUCGACCUCAAAGAUGAUUUUGAUGAGGAAGAGAAAGUGUUGGCGCAAUUUGACAUGAAUAUGGCAUACGGGCCGUGCCUGGGGAUAUCGCGACUGCCUCGUUGGGAAAGAGCACAAAGAAUGGGGCUAAACCCUCCUGAAGAAAUUGAAAGCCUUUUGAAAGGUGGGAAAGUGAGGUUAGAAUGUUUAUUUGAGGGUCGUGUUUAGUUAAUUAAUAGCCAUGGGUAGUAGUACUAUGUUUAGGGUUCAGGAUUUAUUUGGAUGUUUUUGAAUGUUGUCAUGAACCUAGAUAGUCUUAACCAGCUAGCUAUAUCAAAAUUUAUGCAAUCUGGUCUAGU